This is a messenger RNA of Camellia sinensis, 1763 nucleotides long. RefSeq lists its product as uncharacterized. NCBI's taxonomy places the organism in Eukaryota, Viridiplantae, Streptophyta, Magnoliopsida, Ericales, Theaceae. Gene Ontology annotation, molecular function: lipid binding. The record is from RefSeq and is a predicted model, not a curated record.
ACCAUUUGCUUUGCUGCUUCCUCCAUGUCAUAUCAUAUCCGUUCCAAACACCCACGGACAGAGAGAGAGAGAGAGAGAGAGAGAGAGAGAUACUAUUAUAAGUUGCUAUGGCGGAACAACAGAGGUAGGUAGAGGAUAUAGAGAGAGAGACUAUUAUUUCUUUGUUCUCUUCCUCUCUUUUUCCUCCUCAUAUCCUCUCCCCCAAUACCCCUAGUCUCUCAAAAACUCGAGACUAUAUCAUCAUAUUCCUCUCUCUCUCUUAAUCUCCGCUUAAUUUUGCUGAGGUUUUUAUUGCAGUUCUAUCUUUGUUCCCUGCGUUGAUUAGGGUUUUUUUUUUUUUUUUUUGCUUGGAUUUUUGGAAGCCAUCACUAUAUUGGGGAAGUGUUUAUAGAAAGAGAUGUUGUUUCUAGUAGUUGCUGCGUGUAUUGCGUUUCUUGCUGGGGUUUUGGUUGGAUGGGUUUGGAAACCCACAUGGUGGAACUUUAGGGUUCAUGAUAUUAAUGGCGAAUUCAGUCGUUCGACACUGUCUUCUUCACCGUCUGUUGUAAUUUCUUCCCCUGUAAGUAGUCUUGGUUCGACCCAGAGCUUGAUUUCGAGGUUUGAAUCUACUGCCAUGAAAGAUGGGUUGUAUAAGGACCAAAUUUCUUUGCCUUUCACCGAAGAAGACACCAAUUGCAGUUCAUUGCAGCUGAAAAAAGAACAGUCCGUUGUGGUGACAGAAGAGGAUUUAGAACAUUUAUGCAAUCUUGUUGAGAGGAAAGAUGGAGGUCCCCCUUGGAAACAUAUGAUGGACCAUUGUACCCCCACUAUGAGCUACCAAGCAUGGCAAAGAGAUCCAGAGACCGGUCCUUCUCAAUAUUGCACAAGAACUGUCUACGAGGAUGCGACCCCUGAACAAUUAAGAGACUUCUUUUGGGAUGAUGAGUUCCGAUUGAAAUGGGACAACAUGAUUGUACAUUGUGCUACUUUAGAAGAAUGCAAAACCACAGGAACCAUGGUAGUGCAUUGGAUCCGGAAGUUUCCAUUUUUUUGUAGUGACAGAGAGUAUACAAUAGGCCGUCGAAUAUGGGAAUCAGGAAGAUCGUAUUACUGUGUGACAAAGCAGGGAGUGCCCUGCGCUUCUGUUCCAAGGCGGGACAAACCAAGACGUGUCGACAUUUACUAUUCAAGUUGGUGCAUUCAAGCAGUGGCGUCAAAGAAAGGGAGUGAACUGCCAAGUGCUUGUGAGGUGAUACUUUUCCAUCAUGAAGAUGUGGGUGUCCCAAAGGAAAUUGCAAAAUUUGCAGUAAGGCAGGGGAUGUUGGGAACUGUCAAGAACAUCGAGCGUGGUUUACGUGCCUACCAGAAGGCCAGAUCAUCUGGGGCACCACUCUCUCAGUCUGCAAUUUUGGCUGGGAUCAACACAAAACUUAAUCCAGCAUACUUGAAAUCCUUGGAAAGUGCUGAAGAUUCAUCGGAGAUUGAAGUACCCGGUUCACCUGAGAACCCUGGGGGUCUGAUAAUACCAAAACUUGUGAUUUUUGGAGGGGCUAUUGUCCUUGCUUGUACUCUUAAUAGGGGCCUACUGAGUAAGGCGAUUGUUUUUGGUGUUGCCAAAAGGUUUGGAAACAUAGGAAGGAGAUUAUAGGAUGGAAAUUGUAUGUGACCACAAAUUGCUGUAGUUUAGUGAAAGAGAACAUAAAUGUCCUUGUUGAAAACAUAAAUUUUUGUUUUAGGUGGCACACUGUUUUUUGCUCAAUCACACUAUGUUCGGUUUCUUGUCU